Messenger RNA from Rana temporaria (common frog), 3005 nucleotides. It is a transcript of the gene SMAD1, whose product is annotated as SMAD family member 1. Gene Ontology annotation, molecular function: RNA polymerase II cis-regulatory region sequence-specific DNA binding; I-SMAD binding; DNA-binding transcription factor activity, RNA polymerase II-specific. The transcript is spliced from 7 exons. Gene Ontology annotation, biological process: anatomical structure morphogenesis; regulation of transcription by RNA polymerase II; transforming growth factor beta receptor signaling pathway. The record is from RefSeq and is a predicted model, not a curated record. NCBI's taxonomy places the organism in Eukaryota, Metazoa, Chordata, Amphibia, Anura, Ranidae. Gene Ontology annotation, cellular component: heteromeric SMAD protein complex. Bases 367 to 1761 code for a protein of 464 amino acids.
CUUUGCAGACGGUCCCUGGUCGGGGUGUGUUGUGUAUUGGCAGUGGGGCGGCUCCGACUCCCUGACGCCAGUGAGACCAGAUCAAUCCAGGUUGCCGUGCAGGAGGAGGAGGGAGCUUCUCAUCCCGGGCUGCUGCUGCUGAAGGCAUGCGAGCGGCUUCCCUGCAUCGCUGCACACACCGACCCGCCGCCACCGCUUGGUGACUGACCCCCCGCCCGCCGGCCAAGCAGCAGAUGCUGCUGGUUUACUAAGAACUUCAGACACCGACUCCUGCGCUGGAACCGGUCUUCUAGCCAAGAUACAAGGAUCAGAAACCUUUCGUAUUCUCGUAAAGUUGGACUGGACAAGUGUUGUGACAUUUGAGCUAUGAAUGUGACCAGCUUAUUCUCCUUCACUAGCCCUGCAGUGAAGAGACUACUUGGUUGGAAGCAGGGGGACGAGGAGGAAAAAUGGGCUGAGAAAGCAGUGGAUGCAUUAGUGAAAAAGCUUAAGAAGAAGAAAGGGGCCAUGGAGGAGCUGGAGAAAGCCCUGAGUUGUCCUGGGCAGCCCAGCAAUUGUGUCACCAUUCCCCGCUCUCUGGAUGGCAGGUUACAAGUUUCACAUCGGAAGGGUCUCCCACAUGUCAUUUACUGUCGAGUGUGGCGCUGGCCGGAUUUACAGAGUCAUCACGAACUCAAACCCUUGGAAUGCUGCGAAUAUCCCUUUGGCUCUAAACAGAAAGAAGUCUGCAUUAAUCCUUACCACUACAAGCGGGUAGAGAGCCCUGUGCUUCCUCCAGUCCUUGUUCCGAGGCACAGCGAGUACAACUCGCAGCACAGUCUUCUCGCUCAAUUCCGUACCAUGGAGCCCAGUGAGCCCCACAUGCCACACAACGCCACUUUUCCAGAUUCUUUCCAGCAGCCAAACAGCCACCCUUUUCCACACUCGCCCAACAGCAGUUACCCAAAUUCUCCUGGAAGUAGCAGUACCUAUCCCCACUCUCCAGCAAGUUCAGAUCCAGGAAGUCCCUUCCAGAUCCCAGCUGACACCCCACCUCCAGCUUAUAUGCCUCCUGAAGAUCAGAUGACCCAGGACAACUCUCAGCAAAUGGAAACCAACAUGAUGGUGCCUCCCAUCUCUCAAGAAAUUAAUCGAGCAGAUGUUCAAGCUGUUGCUUAUGAGGAGCCAAAACACUGGUGUUCUAUUGUCUAUUAUGAGCUGAACAAUCGAGUAGGAGAGGCGUUCCAUGCCUCCUCCACAAGUGUGUUGGUGGAUGGUUUCACCGAUCCUUCCAACAACAGGAACAGAUUUUGCCUUGGGCUCUUGUCCAACGUCAACCGCAACUCCACCAUCGAGAACACCAGGCGGCAUAUUGGGAAAGGUGUCCAUUUGUACUAUGUUGGAGGUGAAGUGUACGCAGAGUGCUUGAGUGAUAGCAGCAUCUUUGUUCAGAGUCGAAAUUGUAAUUACCAUCAUGGCUUUCAUCCUACAACUGUAUGCAAGAUUCCUAGCGGAUGCAGCUUGAAGAUCUUCAACAACCAAGAGUUUGCUCAGCUUCUGGCCCAGUCGGUAAAUCAUGGAUUUGAGACGGUCUACGAACUUACUAAGAUGUGCACUAUUCGAAUGAGCUUUGUUAAGGGGUGGGGAGCAGAGUAUCAUCGCCAGGAUGUUACUAGCACCCCCUGCUGGAUCGAGAUUCACCUUCAUGGCCCUCUUCAGUGGCUGGAUAAAGUACUUACUCAGAUGGGCUCCCCCCAUAACCCAAUCUCAUCUGUGUCUUAAUUGGAACUGGACAUUUCUGGAUGCUAUGGAGCCAUGCAUGUACUUGAAGGAUGUAUGCAUCAGACACAUACUGGCAAAGGAGGGGACAAUUUUCUUUUUUCAUUUUAUUUUUUAUUUUUUUCGUAUACAGUUUGGGAGCCUCUAUUACUUGAUGUUUGUGACCAACUCAGCGCAAGAGGGGUAGAGGGUCGCUACUUUGAGAUGUGGCUCAAUUUUCACAGCAGCUAAUUCUUCUUUUUUUUUUUUCUUUUUUUUUUUUUGGAUAUAACGGUAUAGCAUUGUAAUUUAAACCAUGCUGUGUAAAGUAUUAACUAAAGCAGAUUUCCUUCUGGCUGUAUAGUAGAUAUGAGAUUUAGCCCAAACUUUGCUGUUCUAGAUUGGCAACAUUCUCGGCACUUGAUAUACCCCCCCAUAUUGAACUGCGCCAUUGUAUUUCAGCUAUGUUAAAAUACAUUUUAGUAGUAGUUGUACAUGAUGGGGGGGGAAAUAACGUGUCACUUAAAUGUGCAUUGUCCAUCAGGAUGUUAGGAGAAGCUCCUUGCUGUUUGUACAGAUUUUUAAUGACCCUGCCCCCACCCUUUUACGAAGCAUAAAAUAGUUAGGAUGGACUAGGUGAGAUUUGAAGGUUCCAUGGUCUAAAUUGUUUAAAAAUGUGAGCACAGCUUUGAAGGCCUUUUUUAACAUUUGCUGUGUUUUGUAAUGCACCUCUUGCUUUCUUUUGUAACUUUAUGCGGUCAGUUGGGUGCCACAGGUAGGUACAUACAACUGAUUGAAUGAAGUGCAAGCAUUUUUUUUCUCUUGGCGGUAACCAGCCUUGGUUCCUUUCAUCUUUUCAUGAAUAGCCUAGCUAACGUGCUUUACUGUCUUUUUGGAGGGUCUUGCAGUUUUAUGACCCACCUUCCUGUAUUGUAACACUACUGCAGUGUCCUAGACCUUGGCUUUAACUGCUAGUGUAGGAGAAAGCAAUGGUUAAAAAAAAUACUAAAAUAUUGCACCUCCUUUAGUAAUGGACAGCUGAAAAACACUUCUGCUGAGCUUACAGUGGACAUUUAAAAAUCCAAGGUUUACUCACUUACAGACUUAUUCUUUUUCCCUUUUUUUAUGAUGUUACUUUUUGUACUAUUUUUGUUUUCCUUUUAUAUUCACAGUUAAGCUGUAGUACUUCGCGAAAGUACUUUUAUUCCAAAUCUAGUGGAUGGUGUUUACUAGAAAUUUAAAUAAACAGUCAUUAUUGCUUACCUAUA